Molecule: messenger RNA, 1818 nt
Organism: Rhizophagus irregularis DAOM 181602=DAOM 197198
Lineage: Eukaryota; Fungi; Glomeromycota; Glomeromycetes; Glomerales; Glomeraceae
Source: RefSeq, a predicted model, not a curated record
CAUUCCCUUACGGACAAUCUCAGGUUAUUUUCACAACGAAAAAAAUAAACUGCGUUAGCUAAUAUCCGCAGAGUUUGCCCGAGUUGAUAUAUCAAAGCUGUCAAAGCUCAGCUUUCCCAUUUAUGGUUUGCACCUGAAGCUCUCGGGUUUAUGCUUAGAAUAUAUCAAACUUUGGUGUAACGUACUUCUGCGUGCAUAUCACUAUUAACUAUGAAAACAAAUUCAUUUUUUUGAGCCAAGAAAUGUUUAAUUCCCUUCAAUUUUCCUUUUAGUAUAUUCAACCACAUGCACAAAUGCAAACAUCGCAAAGAAUAACAAUGGCAACCGCAAACCAACAGCAUUUAAUUCAACAACAUGCUGGUCCUUCGGCAGCGACACAGGGGCCAAUGAUAAUAAGAAAACGCAAUCCUGAACCUAUGCUGAAUAGCGGUAUGCAACAAGCGAAGAAAAAAAGAGCACUUGACCGAAACAUACCGGAGAAACUUGAUACACUCGUACCCGAGUCUCUUUUAUAUACGGAACUUCAAAAUUUUGAAAAGAGGCUAGACGCGACAAUUAUGAGAAAACGCCUUGAAGUACAAGAGACAAUUAAUAAACCAAUGAAGAUUAAACGCACACUACGAGUCUUUAUCUCCAACACAGCAGUUAAUCAAAAUCCUCAGAGAGAUAGUGAAAGUAAUGACAUUGGAUUUGGAGACACAAAUGUUCCAGCUUGGAUAUUGAAAAUUGAGGGAAGACUACUUGAUCCAUCAAAUUCAUCCAAGACUAACAAAAUUCCGUCUCGAAAAUUUUCUACUUUUUUUAUUUCUAUUAUUGUUGACUUGGAUAGAGACCCUGAAAUGUAUCCAGAUGGAAAUACGAUUGAGUGGAAUAAGACCAAUAAUACUGAAGGAGUUGAUGGAUUCGAGAUUAAGCGAAAGGGAGAUACCAAUGUUAAAUGUAAAAUAUUUUUAAAUUUAGAUAAACAACCCCCAAGAUAUAAAUUGUCUGAAGACUUGGCAUCAUUGCUGGGAAUAAAAGAAGAAACAAAAACUGGGGUUAUUUUGGCAUUAUGGCAAUAUAUCAAGCAUCAUAAUUUACAAGACAAUAUUGAAGACAAAAGAUUCAUUAAUAAUGAUGCACGUUUAGAAUCACUUUUUAAUUGUCCCCGAAUGGCUUUUCCACAAAUACCGGAAUUAAUUAAUAUGCAUUUACAACCAAUUGACCCUAUAACCAUUGAUUAUACAAUUCGAGUCGACAAAGAAUUUCACCAAUCAAGAUAUGCUUACGACAUUGAAGUUGAAGUUGAUGAUCCUAACAAGUUGAGACUUCUUUCUGUUUUUAAUAAUAAUGCGAGCCAAAGAGAAGUACAGAAUUUGGAUGACAAGAUUGUCCAAUGUGUACAAAGUAUAAAUAAUUCGAAAACAAAGCGCGACUUUUUAUUAAAUUUCGCGAAAUCACCCGUUGAAUUUAUUAAUAAAUGGGUUGCAAGUCAAAGUCGAGAUUUAGAAGUCAUAUUAGGGGAAAGUCACGUCAAUCUUGAAGAACAGAGAAGAUCCGAAUUUUACAAACAAAGUUGGGUCAAUGAGGCUGUAUUCCAUUACGCUACUGCACAGACUCAGAGAAAAAUGCAUGAAUUAUUAGGAUCAAGUAGCAAUAUUAGAAAUGAUCAGAGAAGAUAAGAAAUAGCUAUUGUUAAAAAAAAAAAAUCCAAUUUUAUCAAAAUAUUUUCUGUAAUACAAUUUGUUUACUGCGGCCAUGUUUAUGUUUAAUACAAAAUCAUUCAGAACGUAUCACAUUACACAAGAAAAUUGGAAGAAUAAAGAACAUAAAAAAAAA